Molecule: messenger RNA, 504 nt
Organism: Periconia digitata
Lineage: Eukaryota; Fungi; Ascomycota; Dothideomycetes; Pleosporales; Periconiaceae
Source: the annotation of a GenBank genome assembly
ACAGACGAAAACCCCGCAGUCGCUUCCAUUUUCUUGCUGCGGCGCAUCGUCCAUGUGGAUGAAUUUGAAGCGCUUCUGCAAUAGCUGCUCGAGCUUGACGCUCGUGUUAUACGCCUCCCUGGACCAAUGCGAGCCGCCUUCGGCAUGUGUGGGAUCGGUGUUGUCGUUUAUGGGGAGGAAGAUGUGGGAAGUGUGACGGAAAUCGGGGAGGGCGCUUUUGAGAGACAUAGGGUCGGGGGUGUGCUGGAGAAGGUAGGACAUGCUUGGGCGUAGUAGAACGAUGUGCGCUUUCGGGUAGCUGCCGAGCUCCUCUCGUUCGAUGUAUCUAAACGGCAGAUGAGUACUAAUGGGCGCUGAGAAGUAACGGGGAAAUGGGCAAGUACUCUUGCCAGAAUGCGAUGGCCUGACGGGCAGCUCGGUGUUAGCCAGCGGACAGUAACAGCUUGAAAGGAAAACUAACGUUAUCGGUGAGCCAGUCGUUCUUGAUAGAAUCGACGUCUGCUU